Aphanomyces astaci is the source of this 1133-nucleotide messenger RNA. RefSeq lists its product as hypothetical. Gene Ontology annotation, cellular component: cytoplasm; actin filament. The record is from RefSeq and is a predicted model, not a curated record. Gene Ontology annotation, biological process: barbed-end actin filament capping; actin filament depolymerization. The coding region runs from base 31 to 804 and encodes 257 amino acids. The transcript is spliced from 2 exons. Gene Ontology annotation, molecular function: actin filament binding; actin monomer binding. NCBI's taxonomy places the organism in Eukaryota, Oomycota, Saprolegniomycetes, Saprolegniales, Verrucalvaceae.
GAACGCCACACAUACGCAGGAAUCUUCGGAAUGAACGGCCAAGUCCUCCGCGUGAGUGAGCCGUUAGCGACUCAAUUCCAAACCGCCCAAGAGACAAACACAGUGCGAUGCAUCGAGGCCAAAGUCACUGGCGAGCAGCUUGUUGUGAACAAGGUGUUUCAGAUUCAUGAGGGUGUCCAGGCCGACGCCGAGUGGGCAAGCAUUCAAGCCGAAUGCUCCACUCCGUCGUUGGUCCUCUUCCAUAUUGCGACCUCGAAUGGACCACUCAAGUGGAUUCUGGUGGCGUCUGUGUGCGACACCCUUCCCGCGCGUGACAAGAUGUUGUAUGCUUCGGCUCGCGAUUGCCUCAAGCAGCAACUGGGCUUGGCAUAUUUCGUAGGCGACGUGCACACAACGAAUUUGUCCGCAUUCACGUACCGCGACGUUGUGUCCACGAUGCACACGACGACCGGACCGUUGAGCGAUCGCGAAGUUCUCUUGAAGGAGGAAGCGCUCCUUGAACGCGAUUUGUCGGUCAAGUCGAGUGCGAUGAACGUCCUGCCCUUUGGCAUGUCGGCAGCAUGCGAUACCGCGUUGAUCGCAUUCUCGAAAAAAGGAACGAGUUCGACUUGGCUAAGCAUGCGCAUGACCAACGAGGAGCUGGUCGUGGAUGCAUCGGUUCAUAUCACUCGCGACGACCAGAUCAACGCCCUCGUCGAUAAGGAGCAGCCCAGCUUUGUGCUGUACCGCAGCCUUGUCGAUGACCCAACCCCCACCACCUGUACCGUACAGUUACUGUACAUUGAUUCGAAUGUUGCUUUAUGACGCUGUUUAGUCUUUGUGUACAUUUGCCCCGAAGCGGCCAACGUGCGCCUCAAGAUGACAUACUCGACUGCCAAAGCAUCGCUCUUGCACGACUUGCAGCGGCGUGGCAUCCUAGUCGACAGCACGAUUGAAGUGACCGAUGCUUGGAAUGUCCUGGAAGCCCUUCAAGGGAACUCCAGCAAACACGAACACGAUGAUGGACACCCGAAAGUGUUUGCUCGUCCGGCGGCCCCAGGACGCGGGCGGGCGCGAGGCCGCCGCAGUUAACUUGCAUAUGGAAAGAACCCCAGCGUUGACUAGUUUAUACAACCACUCGUUUAUCGUUUGCC